AUGAUGAUGCUCAGGAAAGCUAUUCUAGAGGGAUGGCCAGAGAGACGUGAUCAACUUCCUACAGAAAUACGUACCUACUGGAAUUACAGGGAUGAACUUGCUUGUAUAGAUGGUUUGAUAUACAAAGGUUUACGACUAGUGAUACCGCAAGCCUGUCGCAAAGAAAUGUUGGAAAGAACUCACGAAUCUCAUCUAGGCAUUGUAAAAUGCAAAGCUAUGGCACGUGAAGUUAUGUUUUGGCCUUCCAUGGGAAGCCACAUUGAAGACAUCAUUUCCAAAUGCAGGAUUUGUGCUUGUCAGCAAAGAGAAAAUCUAAGGGAAAACCUUAUUCCUCAUGAAGUCCCAGACCGACCUUGGUCAAAAAUAGCCAUGGACUUGUUUGAAUUCUGUGGAAACCAGUAUCUCAUAUCAGUGGACUGUUAUUCGAAAUGGCCAGAGAUAGCAAAACUAGAUCAGCCUACAUCCAACUGUGUGAUUCAACACCUUAGGAGCUAA
Ostrea edulis (European flat oyster) is the source of this 495-nucleotide messenger RNA. RefSeq lists its product as uncharacterized. The record is from RefSeq and is a predicted model, not a curated record. The transcript has a single exon. Bases 1 to 495 code for a protein of 164 amino acids. Lineage: Eukaryota; Metazoa; Mollusca; Bivalvia; Ostreida; Ostreidae.